Molecule: messenger RNA, 2938 nt
Organism: Onychostoma macrolepis
Lineage: Eukaryota; Metazoa; Chordata; Actinopteri; Cypriniformes; Cyprinidae
Gene: tubb1
Product: tubulin, beta 1 class VI
Exons: 5
Coding region: 123-1478 (451 amino acids)
Biological process (GO): mitotic cell cycle; microtubule cytoskeleton organization
Cellular component (GO): microtubule; cytoplasm
Molecular function (GO): structural constituent of cytoskeleton; GTP binding; GTPase activity
Source: RefSeq, a predicted model, not a curated record
GUGGACAAAAGUGACUGGAUUUAUAACCUUCAGAUGACACAAAGCUGAUAUCUACGUCUCUACGGCGCUGAAUGUGAAUGUAUUGAGAAAUACAUCCAGUCCAGUAGGUGUCCCUGCAGUUCAUGUUCUGGGAGGUGAUCAGUGAUGAACAUGGUAUUAACAGAGCAGGAGCGUAUGAGGGCGACAUGGACCUUCAGCUGGAGAGGGUCAAUGUUUACUUCAAUGAAGCACAUGGUGGCAAGUAUGUUCCAAGAGCAUUGUUAGUGGACCUGGAGCCGGGCACUAUGGACAGUGUGAGGGGCAGUCACAUAGGACAGCUCUUCAGACCGGAUAACUUUAUACACGGCAAUUCUGGAGCUGGCAAUAACUGGGCCAAAGGUCACUAUACUGAGGGCGCAGAACUUGUGGAGCAGGUUGUGGAUCGCGUUCGCAACGAAGCCGAGAGCUGCGACUGCAUGCAGGGCUUCCAGUUCGUCCACUCUCUGGGCGGUGGCACUGGUUCGGGAAUGGGCACCCUGAUUAUCAAUAAGAUCCGAGAAGAUUAUCCUGACCGCAUCAUGAAUAGUUUCAGCAUAAUGCCCUCCCCAAAGGUCUCUGAUACAGUAGUCGAGCCGUAUAACGCCACUCUAUCAAUCCACCAACUGAUUGAGAAUACAGACGAGACGUUUUGUAUUGAUAAUGAAGCACUGUAUGAUAUCUGCUUCCGCACUCUAAAGCUCACAACGCCAACUUAUGGAGAUCUCAACCACUUGGUAUCCCUCACCAUGAGCGGGGUCACGACCUCCCUUCGCUUCCCAGGUCAACUGAACGCUGACCUUCGGAAGCUGGCGGUCAAUAUGGUGCCCUUCCCACGUCUCCAUUUCUUCAUGCCAGGUUUCGCGCCUCUCACCGCACGUGGUAGCCAACAAUACCGUGCCCUAACGGUGCCAGAGCUCACCCAGCAGAUGUUCGACCCCCGAAAUAUGAUGACCGCGUGCGACCCACGUCGAGGACGCUAUCUGACAGUGGCGGGCAUUUUCCGCGGUCGCAUGUCCACUAAAGAGGUCGACGAGCAAAUGCUAGCCAUUCAGCAGAAGAACAGCAAUUACUUCGUAGACUGGAUCCCUCACAACGUCAAAGUGGCCGUUUGCGACAUCCCGCCACGAGGCCUCAAAAUGGCCUCCACCUUCAUCGGAAACAACACCGCCAUCCAGGAGAUAUUCAAGCGCAUUGGAGAGCAGUUCGCGCUCAUGUUUCGACGCAAGGCCUUCCUGCACUGGUACACGGGGGAGGGCAUGGAUGAGCUGGAGUUCACUGAGGCCGAGAGCAACAUGAAUGAUUUGGUUUCAGAGUACCAGCAAUAUCAGGAUGCCACGGCCGAUAUGGAUUACGAUGCAGAAGAUGAAGAGGCAGAAGAGGAGGGUCUGUCAUCAACAGCACGCAGCACUCAAGAGGAGAUUAAGACUGAGGUGGUCACUGAAACUUCUGUGAGCGAAUGAUGCGUGGGCUUUAGUGAAUAUGGCAAGAGUGGAUCUGAUUGUGUGAAGAGGGAGAACAUUCAGUGGCCCCAAAAAGUAUUUAGACACUUAAAAUACAGUUCGAACUGAUAUAUGAAUUACACUGCAUUAGAAAAAAAGUUUGGCUUGAAAGGUAUAUAUUUUAUGUAAUUUAAUGACAAUGUGCCUUAAGUGUUCAGAUACUAUUUGGAGCCACUGUUCAUAGCAAACUGUGAAAUAUUUCUGACCUCCAGGAGAAAAUGAUGAAUUACAUAAAAAUAUGAUAUAUUCAAAAUUCGAAUAUAAUUUUCUAAUCUUUCCUAUAUAUUUUCAAAAGUUUGGGGUCAAUAUGUUUUUGAAAGUCACACCAAGGCUGCAUUUAUUUAAUUAAAAUACAGUAAAACAAUAAUAUUGUGAAUAUUAUUUAUUAUAUAUAUUAUGAAAUGAAAGGUAACACUUUACAAUAAGGUUCAUUAGUUAACUACAUUAGUUAACAUGAACUAAUAAUAAACUGCACUUAUACAGCGUUUAUUAAUCUUUGUUAAUGUUAAUUUCAACAUUUACUAAUACAUUAUUAAAAUCUUGUUAACAUUAGUUAAUGCACUGUGAGCUAACAUGAACUAACAAUGAACAUCUGUAUUUUUAUUAACUAACGUUAGCGAAGAUUAGUAAAUACAGUAACAAAUGUAUUGCUCAUGGUUAGUUCAUGUUAGUUAAUACAUUAACUAAUGUUUAACUAAUGAACCUUAUUGUAAAGUGUUACCAUGAAAGGUAAGUUAUUUCUGUGAUGGAAAGCUGAACUUUCAGAAAAAGAAAAAAAAAAACAUUUCUUAUUAUUAUCAAUGUUGAAAUCAGUUUUCAGGAUUUUAUGAAUAGAAAGUUCAAAAGAACAGCAUUUAUUUGAAUGUAUAAAUGUUUUAUCAAUUUAAUGUAUCCUUAUCAAGUAAAAGUAUUCAUCUGUCUGACCCCAGACUUUUGAACGGUAGUGUAUAGUUUAUUGUAAAGCAUAAUUUAUAUAAAGAUAUCAAAACAUUAAUCAAUAUUGACGUGUAACAUCACUGGAGAACACAAAACUUUGUUUUCUGGAAAAAAAAUUCUGUAUGUUCUGUAAUAAUGAAUAUCUAUAGAUAUCUUGAGAAAAAAUAGAUAUAGUCAAAACCUUUUUCUUUUGUGUGGUGUAAUAGUGCUAUAUAGAGGCUUAAAUUCUUCUGUCAUUAUUUGUUGUCAAUAUUCAAAAAAAGCUAAAUUUCUUUUUUUAAUUUUGCUUAUCCUUUAAAAGCAUGAGACAAAAUUAUUUUACCAAUAUAAACUGCAACUGUUUCAGAAUAAAUUUGAUGUAUCUGCGUUGUACUUGAGUAUUUAUAAUGCUAAAAACUUUCAUAUGUUUACCAUUUCAUUGUCACUUGUCAUGCACCCAUCAGUUUUCUUGCUAAAUGUAUUACAAUAAAAAUGUUUAAAUAUCA